AGGACACAUUAGCUUAAAAACAUUUUGUCUAUGCAAAACCAAUGUGGCGCCUGGAGCAGAAGCGUCAAGUUAUGGUGUUUUGCAUUAGACAUUAGUAAAUAGUUUUUGUACUUUUAACUAAAUGUCAGUGGAUUUUUUGACUUAAAUUGAAUAUGAGUAGAUAUUACGAUUUUGGUAAUGCGAUAUCAUGUUGAGAUGAAAGUGUCGGUCGUCAACAAUGGUUAAAACACGAUCUUCAGCGCGAGUAGUUAACGCGGCCCCGAGCGCGCCCGCCGAGAACGGCAAUGGCUCGGAACUUAGGACGCGCCUCAAAACCAAUGAAAAAGGACAACGCGCGCAAAAGAACUUACCAUUUAGGAAUAACCAAGCGCUGUCGUCGAGCGGCGUGGGUCCCGGCGGCGGGCAGGGCAAGGACCCACUCGCGCCCGCGUUGCCAGGCUCGCGCAGCAUGUACCAGCACCCUGCUGUCACCGGGUACAACCCGCAGGACACGCGCGCACAGGCACUCUCCGUCACGGCGCGCACUGCGCAGGCGCGGCAGAGCCCGAUGUACGCGGGCGGCAUGUACCACGGGUACGGCGGAGCGGCGGGUGCGCCGCUGGCGCCCAUGGCCGCGCCCUCUCCCACCACCCCGCUGCCGCCCUUCCCUGUCUACCCAGAUGUUAAGUUUAAAAGAUUACCAUUCUACGAUGUGAUGGCUGAGCUAAUGAAGCCGUCUACAAUGAUGCCAAUGCAGACAGGUCGUCUGCAGGAAGGCACCUAUGUGUUCCACCUCACACCGCAGCAGGCCACCGAGAUUGCCUCCGGAAAGGAUAUCGUUGGCACCAGUAACAAACUUGAUUAUGUUAUACAGGCCCAAUUAAGGUUCUGCCUGUUAGAGACGUCAUGUGAACAAGAAGAUUAUUUCCCACCUAGUGUUUCAGUUAAAGUAAACAACAAAUUAUGUCCAUUGCCUAGCCCGUUACCGACAAACAAGCCGACGCCGGAACCGAAGCGGCCGCCGCGGCCUGUCAACAUCUCCUCCCUGGUGAAGCUGUCGCCCACAGUCGCCAACACUAUCCACGUCACGUGGGCGGCGGACUUCACGCGCGCAUACGUCCUCAGCGUGUUCCUUGUACGCAAGCUGACAUCAGCUGAGCUGCUGCAGCGACUCAAGAAUAAAGGCACCAAGAAUGCGGACUACACACGCUCGCUUAUCAAAGAGAAGUUAUCCGAGGACUACGACAAUGAGAUAGCGACGACGUCCCUGCGAGUGUCGCUGAUGUGUCCGCUGGGCAAGAUGCGCAUGUCGUGUCCGUGCCGGCCUGCCAACUGUCCGCAUCUGCAGUGCUUCGAUGCCUCGCUCUUCCUGCAGAUGAACGAGCGCAAGCCCACCUGGCUCUGUCCCGUCUGUGAUAGACCAGCGCCAUAUGACUCAUUAGUUGUUGAUGGGUACUUCCUGGAGGUGCUGACGUCAGCGCGGCUGUCGAGCGAGUGCAACGAGAUCCAGCUGCACGCGGACGGCAGCUGGUCUGCGCACACGCCGCCCCCGCGCGCCCCGCUCCCCGCCGCGCCCCUGCCGGAGCCCGUCACUCUCAUACCUGAUGACUUAGAAAUAAUACCAGUAGAGGGCACAGGAGGAGGGAAGCGGGCGGCGGUGGGGGAGGGCCGUACGCCGAAGUCCACCGAGGCCCUCGUCGAUCUCACCUCCGACUCGGAGGACGAGGUGCCGCUCAAGAGGAAGGUGCCUCAGCCCAAGCACACGCCGCCCGCCGAUAUCAAGGCUGACGACUACUCAUCUUCAAACGCGGAGGCGGUGUCAUCGAGCGGGUACCGGUCGCCGGGCGCGUGCGCGUCCGCGUGCGGCGUCAUCUCCCUCGACAGCCCCUCCCCGCCCUCAGCGCACUCCCCGCCCGCGCCCGCCGCGCACCCCCACCCCGCACACCCCGCACACACCGCGCACACCGCAGACACAUCGCCGCCGCAAGACUGUACAACCAACAACUCGGAUCGAGAAGGCAAUGAAUCUGCGCCUACGCAUUGGGCGCCUUACGCUGAUGCCGAGCGAGACAAUCACGAAGUUUAUAGAAGGUACUGACUGAGGGAGAAGAGUGGUCGCCCGUCAUACGCCAGCGACCAUUCUUCUGAAGACGAACAAAAACCAACCUUCCUUGAAGUGCCGCUCCAGACGCAAUCAAACUAACAGGCUGGAAUAUAACAAGGAUCCAGUCUGUACUCAAGUAUCCAAGCUGAAAAGAGUUAGUCUGGACUUAAUCCAUCUAGUGUUUCACUGACGGUUCACUAUGUCUCGGCUCUUCUAAAGAUUUUAUCUCCUUGGCUAAGAUGCCUAAAGCUGAAUAUAGCUUAUUUAUAAAUAUAAUUUAUUAAGACAAAUUUAUAGAAUACCGCCUUACGUCGAUCAUAAUUUUCUUUAUAAUUUCUAUGACUUGACAAAUUUCAUAUAAGACAACCAAGAUUUCAUAAGACAGGGAAAAAUUAUUUAUUCUGAUUUUUCAAGUUUUUGUCUCGUAUUCCUAUAACAGCAAUAUGCAAAAAUGAUACAUUUCUAUAUUAAAGAUAUUAGGUCCCGUGGAUUGAAUAUCUUUUGAGACCUUUUAAAAGAAAAAAAAAACUGUGUCGAUUACGUUCCAGUGUCCCCUUUUAUAAUUUUAUAUCUAAUUGUCGCAAAAUAAAUUUUGCUAUUAAAUUUUAAAAGACAGAAAGUUACAACUUU
Molecule: messenger RNA, 2713 nt
Organism: Papilio xuthus (Asian swallowtail)
Lineage: Eukaryota; Metazoa; Arthropoda; Insecta; Lepidoptera; Papilionidae
Gene: Su(var)2-10
Product: E3 SUMO-protein ligase Su(var)2-10
Exons: 13
Coding region: 218-2077 (619 amino acids)
Biological process (GO): protein sumoylation; regulation of transcription by RNA polymerase II
Cellular component (GO): chromatin
Molecular function (GO): transcription coregulator activity; SUMO ligase activity; zinc ion binding
Source: RefSeq, a predicted model, not a curated record